Aedes aegypti (yellow fever mosquito) is the source of this 511-nucleotide messenger RNA. RefSeq lists its product as uncharacterized. Bases 144 to 428 code for a protein of 94 amino acids. NCBI's taxonomy places the organism in Eukaryota, Metazoa, Arthropoda, Insecta, Diptera, Culicidae. The record is from RefSeq and is a predicted model, not a curated record. Gene Ontology annotation, molecular function: chitin binding. The transcript is spliced from 2 exons.
UGUCAGAACCUGACGCUACAAAGCGAGCUGUCUCGGCACGAUAACGGUUUAGAUAUAAAACUGCCCCCAGCCAUCUAGGAAGAUAUCAUUCCUGAACACACCUUCAUUGGACACACGGACCUUGCCUUCUCCGCUCACACAAAAUGAAAACCAUCUUCUUCUUCUUCGCCCUCCUGGCACUAGCCAUGGGACAGUGCGUUCGCGACGACUCCAACGGACAGCCGGCCUGUAAUGCCGCCGAGGUGGCCCAACGCUUCUGGCGCAACAACUGGGACCCCACCGCCUACUGGGAGUGCGUUACGGCCGGAACUGCUGCCACGGCCCGCCGCUGCCCAACUGAGGGUAUGUUCGACUCGGCCACGCUGACCUGCAUCCGCUGGGAUCAGUGGGUCUGGACCGAGACCUGCAAGCCACCGAGCAUGCUGUAGAGAUUACAACGCAUUAAGGGUACAUAUACUGUAUUGCGGUGGAAGAUGGUUGAGUAAAGUUUAAGCUUCACAGUGAAUCGGAA